Messenger RNA from Alosa sapidissima (American shad), 4217 nucleotides. It is a transcript of the gene rapgef1a, whose product is annotated as Rap guanine nucleotide exchange factor (GEF) 1a. Gene Ontology annotation, biological process: Ras protein signal transduction; positive regulation of GTPase activity. The record is from RefSeq and is a predicted model, not a curated record. Gene Ontology annotation, cellular component: plasma membrane. Gene Ontology annotation, molecular function: guanyl-nucleotide exchange factor activity. NCBI's taxonomy places the organism in Eukaryota, Metazoa, Chordata, Actinopteri, Clupeiformes, Clupeidae.
CAAGGCUCUUGGAGGCUGAGUUGAGAAGCAGUGGUGCCAGGCAGCGGAACUGGGUGAAUUUACAACGUUACAGGAGCCACUUGGUCGCAGGCAAACGAUUUGAGACUCGGCGAGAGCCAUUUGUAAUAGCCAAGGAUGCGGGAAUAACGACAGAUCUGGACCGUUUGGCUUCUUUGGAUUAAUUUUCUCUCAUCACACAGCCCCACAUCUGGUUCGAAAUGUCGGGAAAGAUAGAAAGUAAGCAAGACUCCCAGCGAUCCCAUUUGUCUUCCUUCACCAUGAAACUUAAGGACAAGUUCCACUCACCCAAAAUCAAAAGGACCCCGUCGUCCAAGAAGACGCCCAAGCCCCCCACAGAGAACACAGUCAAGACCCCGGAGAAGCACGUCAACAAGAACCGGAGUCGGCUGGAGGAGCAUGAGAAAGAUGUGGUCAGUGCCUUGCGUUACUUCAAGACCAUCAUCGACAAGAUGGUGGUGGACAAGAAGGUUCUAGAGAUGUUGCCCGGUUCUGCCAGCAAGGUUCUAGAGGCUGUUCUGCCUCUGGUCCAGGUGGACCCAAGGAUACAGCACAGCUCGGCCGUGUCUUCGUGUCUGAACCGGGUCUACCAGAGCCUGGGCAACCUCAUCCACUGGUCCGACCAGGUGAUGCUCGGAGACGAAGACAUCAACCUGGACGACAAGGAGACCAUCGUGUCAGUCACCACGGUGAUCAGAGCGGUACUGGAUGGCGUUAAGGAGCUGGUGAAGCUGACCAUUGAGAAGCAGGAGCACCCUUCCCCCACCUCCCCCGUCAAGCCCGUGCCUCCUGUGACCAUCCAGGACAGCACGCCGGAGGCUCCUGCGGAUGAGACUGUUGGAGAGAAAGAGAAGGAGAAAGAGAGGGAUGGAGAGAGGGAGGCGCCCAUGACGCCCUCCUCCACCUUAACACGGCCCAUGACGCCCUCCUCCACCUUAACACGGUCCACCGAAGUCCUCAACGACUCCACCGAUGAGGAGGUGGCCCCCCCAAAACCCCCCCUCCCCGGGCUGAAGGUUCCUGAGCACUGUCCUCCAGCCCUUCCUCCUAAGAAGCGCCAGUCGGCUCCGUCUCCCACGCGUGUGGCAGUGGUGGCGCCCAUGAGCAGAGACACCGGCGGCUCCAGUCUUCCCAUCGGCAUCACCAAACAGGACUACGAGGCGGACGCGCUCCAGCGACGCUUCUCUGGGGGAAGUCACUCGUACGGCGGCGAGUCUCCGCGUCUGUCCCCCUGCAGCAGCAUGGGCAAACUCAGCAAGUCGGACGAGCAGCUCUCCUCCAUCGAGCAGGACAGCGGACAGUGCUCACGCAACACCAGCUGUGAGACGCUGGACAUCACGGAGGGCUACGACCCAGACUAUGACUUCCUGCACCAGGACCUGUCCAGCGAGGGUCAGAUCGCUACGCUGUCCAUGGGAGGCUGCCUCAGCCCCCUCCCCGAGUCGCACCGCGAGUCGUCGUCCUCCUGCCCCCCGCUCUACGCCACCCAGUCGCCCGUGCCGGGGGUCGUCUCUCCGUACGGGUCGCCCUCUCCGCUGCAGCCGCCCCCCCUCCAGUCCCGCGUCAGCGCGCCACCCGCCCUCCAGUCCCGCGUCAGCGCGCCCCCCGCCCUCCCCGAGAAGAGGCGGCGCAGCGGCGGACCCCCCCACGCCGCCGCCUCGCUGGACGCCGCGGCCUCCCCCCGCGCUCCGCUGGAGCGGCUGCACUCGCACUACGACAACAUCAGCGAGGAGGAGGUCCACGCCCUGGCGCAAGGACUCGCCCUCGGCCACCACGGGCCGCCCGUGCCCCCGUUCCCGCUCUACACACACGUCUCGCCCGCGCCCGCCACGCCAGGAGCCCCCUACGGCCCCGCACACCACCACUUCAGCCCCAUCCACGCCACCGACGUCCCACAGAGCCCCCCCCCACUGCCCGAGAAGAAGAGCAGGCACAUCCUGAAGUACAUGCAGUUUGUGGAGGACUACUCGGAGCCUCAGCCCUCGGUGUUCUACCAGACGCAGAGCGAGAGCAUCUACGAGCAGCGCAACAAGCGCUUCCAGGAGGUGUACGGCUUCAACGACUCCUUCAGCAGCAGCGACUCCAUGCACGAACCCCUGCCUCCACCCGCACUGCCCCCCAAACAGAGGCAACUGAGCUUGGACUUGGCAGCCCCGGCCACGCCCAGCCAAGACCUGCUGCUAUUGGCUAACGGCUCCCUGGAGAGCUCUGCUGGUUCUCUGGCCACCUGUCUUCCCUCUGACGCUACUCUGUCCGACACACGCCAGCCCCUCCUGAGCGAGAGUGCUAACGAGGAGGGGGGCGAGGGGGAGUACGUCAAUCUGUACUCCUCCACCCAGGCCAGCGGAGACGGGACACUCCCCCGCCGCGACCCAACCGCUGAGGACCCGGAGGACCCUGCGGCAGACAAGGACAUGACGGAGUCCGACAGCUGGAGGCUGAAGUCUCCAGACUCUGGACAGAGCACAGAGGAGGUGGACGAGCUCUCCCUCAUCGACCACGAGGAGAUCAUGUCCCGCAUAACACUAAAGCAGGAGAAUGACGAUGGGCCGGAUGUGCGAGCUGGAUCGGGAGAUAUUCUUCUGGUCCACGCCACAGAAACUGACCGCAAAGAUCUGGUGCUGUAUUGUGAAGCGUUCCUGACCACGUACCGUACGUUCAUAACCCCAGAAGACCUCAUUAAGAAGCUCCACUAUCGGUACACCAGGUUUUCCCACAGCCCGGACACGUUUAAGAAGCGCGUCAGCAAGAACACCUUCUUUGUGUUGGUGCGCGUGGUGGAUGAGCUGUGUCUGGUGGAGUUGACGGAGGACAUCCUGCGGCAGCUGAUGGACUUGGUGUUCCGGCUGGUGUGUAGUGGGGAGCUUAGUCUGGCCCGGGUUCUCCGCAAGAACAUUCUGGACAAGGUGGAACAGAAGAAGCUGAUGCGCUAUACCAUAUCACUGCAGCCACUGGCUGCCAGAGGGGUGGCCGCAAGGCCGGGCACACUGCAUGACUUCCGCAGUCAUGAGAUAGCUGACCAGCUCACUCUCCUCGAUGCAGAGCUCUUCUACAAGAUAGAGAUCCCUGAGGUGUUGCUUUGGGCAAAGGAGCAGAACGAGGAGAAGAGCCCCAAUCUCACACAGUUCACAGAGCACUUUAACAACAUGUCCUACUGGGUCCGCUCCAUAAUCAUCCUCCAGGAGAAAGCCCAGGACCGAGAGAAACUCCUCCUCAAAUUCAUCAAAAUCAUGAAGCACUUACGGAAGCUGAAUAACUUUAACUCGUAUCUUGCAAUACUUUCUGCGUUGGAUUCUGCACCCAUCCGAAGACUGGAAUGGCAGAAGCAAACCUCAGAGGGACUGGAAGAGUACUGCACUUUAAUUGACAGCUCCUCUUCGUUCCGUGCGUAUCGGGCAGCGCUGGCUGAGGUGGAGCCACCAUGCAUCCCCUAUCUGGGUCUCAUCCUCCAGGACUUGACCUUUGUGCAUCUGGGGAACCCUGACCUCAUCGAGGGGAAGGUGAACUUCUCCAAACGCUGGCAGCAGUUCAACAUCCUGGACAGCAUGAGGCGCUUUCAGCAAGUGCAUUAUGAUCUCAAACACAACGAAGAGAUCGUCUCCUUCUUUAACGACUUCAGCGACCACCUGGCGGAGGAGGCUCUGUGGGAGCUCUCUCUGAAGAUCAAGCCGCGCAACAUCGUGCGGCGCAAGACUGACCGCGAGGAGAAGACCUAGUGGGCCGUCCGGCACUCGGGCUGUCCAGCAUUACGCAGCCCCGUUGUGCCCCGCUUUAGUUGGCUUUUAUUUCCGUCUGGACCUCCCGCCAUUUAAUAGGUCAUCACCGACGCCAGAGCAGAGCAGAGGAGAGUAGAGGAGAGCAGAAUGCACGUCACGUGCGGCAAAGGAAGCGCAGCGGGCAGCCAGGCCGGACACAGUUUACAGCGCCUCGGAUGGGAUUGCACUGCGUUGCGUGUGUGUGUGAGCAUGUGUGUGUGAGCGUGUGUGUGCGAGCGUGUGUGUGUAGGGGCUGGAGAGAUUCUGUGCCAAGCACAAACAUUUGGGGGCUACAGAGUAGUUUCCUAAUGACUCGUGUCAUCCUGAUCACCUCCCUCCUAAACCCUUCUGCUCGUCCUUCUCCUCCUCCCUCUAUCCCCCUAUCCCUCUCCUCCUCCUCCCUCUAUCCCCCCAUCCCUCUCCUCCCUCCUUCUAUCCCCUAUU